CUCUCUCUCACACCACCGUGAGAGCCACAGGACACAUGCUGUCCUCCAGCACACCCACACACAGACACUGAGGAGUCCGAGGGGAAAGAGAGAGAGACAGAGAGAGAGACAGAGAGAGAGAGGUGUAGCGAGGAGUGAGGUAACAAGGAGUGAAAGGUUGCAAGGGGAGGGAGGAGAAAAAAAAUAGAAAGAGAGAGAAAACAGGAGGAUUUUCUGGUUUCUUCCGAGGAGCUGCAAAUAACCAUCGGAGAAGGAUGGCAGAAGGAGGAGACGGAGAGGAGGAGAUCCAGUUCCUGCGCACGGAUGACCAGAUAGUGCUGCAGUGCACUGCGACUGUUCUGAAGGAGCAGAUCAAACUAUGCCUUUCCUGCGAGGGCUUUGGGAAUCGUCUCUGCUUCCUGGAAACCACUUCCAACGCCCAGAAUGUGCCCCCAGACCUGGCCAUCUGUGCCUUCAUCCUGGAGCAGUCUCUGUCAGUGCGUGCCCUGCAGGAAAUGCUGGCCAACACCGUGGAGAUGAACGAGUCGUCCCAGGGUGGGGGCCACCGAACCCUGCUGUAUGGCCACGCCAUCCUCCUCAGACACUACCACUCCAGCAUGUAUCUGAGCUGUCUGACCACAUCACGCUCACUCACUGACAAGCUGGCCUUCGACGUGGGCUUACAGGAAGACUCCAUAGGUGAGGCGUGCUGGUGGACAAUCCACCCAGCGUCUAAGCAGAGGUCGGAGGGUGAGAAGGUCAGGGUAGGAGAUGACCUGAUCCUGGUCAGUGUUUCAUCUGAAAGAUACCUGCACCUGUCGUACGCCAGUGGAGAUCUGAUGGUGGACGCCUCCUUCAUGCAGACUCUGUGGAACAUGAACCCAGUGUGCUCUGGGUGCGAGCUGGCCGAGGGGUUUCUGACCGGAGGUCAUGUUCUCAGGCUGUUCCAUGGACACAUGGACGAGUGCCUCGCCAUCUCCACGCCGGAGGAAGGAGAAGAGAACCGCAGGAUGGCCCACUAUGAAGGUGGUGCAGUGUGCAGCCAGGCCCGAUCCCUCUGGAGGCUGGAGCCACUGAGAAUCAGCUGGAGCGGCAGCCACAUGAAGUGGGGCCAGUCGUUCCGAGUGCGCCACAUCACCACGGGCCGGUACCUGUGUCUGGACGAGGAGAAGGGCCUCAUGGUGGUGGACCCCGAGAAGGCCAACACCAAACUCUCCGCCUUCUGUUUCCGAGUGACAAAGGAGAAGGUGGAGGGGGCUAAGAAGCGUGAUGUGGAGGGGAUGGGCAUCCCUGAGAUCAAGUACGGGGAGUCCAUGUGCUUCGUCCAGCACGUCUCCACGGGGCUUUGGCUCACCUACGCCUCCCUGGAUGCCAAGGCGGCCCGGCUGGGCUUCAUGAAGAGGAGGGGUAUACUGCACCAGGAGGGCCACAUGGACGACGCCCUGUCCCUGACCCGCUGCCAGAUCGAGGAGUCCCAGGCAGCUCGUAUGAUCUACAGCACUCUGGGCCUCUUCACCCAGUUCAUCAAGGGUCUGGACUCUCUGAGUGGGAAGAACAAAGCCCCCGGGCCCCCCUCCUUGCCCCUGGACUCGGUGGUCCUCUCCCUGCAGGACCUCAUCUUCUACUUCCGCCCUCCGGAGGAGGAGCUGGAGCACGAGGAGAAGCAGACCAAGCUGCGCUCCCUCCGCAACCGCCAGAACCUCUUCCAAGAGGAGGGGAUGAUCUCCAUCGUGCUGGAGUGUAUCGACCGUCUGAACGUGUACAACACCGCCGCCCACUUCUCUGAGUUUGCUGGGGAGGAGGCUGCAGAGUCGUGGAAGGAGAUCGUCAACCUUCUCUAUGAGCUGCUGGCCUCUCUCAUCAGAGGCAACCGCUCGAACUGUGCGUUGUUCUGUGACAACCUGGACUGGCUGGUCAGCAAACUGGACCGACUGGAGGCGUCCUCUGGCAUCCUGGAGGUUCUGUACUGCGUUCUGAUUGAGAGUCCAGAGGUUCUGAACAUCAUCCAGGAGAACCACAUCAAAUCCAUCAUCUCCCUCCUGGACAAACACGGACGCAACCAUAAGGUGUUGGACGUCUUGCGCUCUCUCUGUGUGUGUAACGGCGUUGCUGUGAGGUCCAAUCAGAACCUCAUCACAGAGAACCUACUUCCUGGCAGAGACCUCCUGCUACAGACUAACAUCGUCAACUAUGUAACCAGCGUGAGACCCAACAUCUUUCUGGGCACGUGCGAGGGCUCCACACAGUACAAGAAGUGGUACUUUGAGAUGAUGGUGGACCACGUGGAGCCCUUCGUGACCGCCCAGGCCACUCACCUCCGCGUGGGCUGGGCCCUGACCGAGGGCUACAGCCCCUACCCUGGAGGUGGGGAGGGCUGGGGAGGCAACGGUGUUGGAGACGACCUCUACUCCUACGGCUUCGACGGACAGAACCUGUGGUCGGGACACGUCCCCCGCCAGGUGGCCUCGCCCAAUCAGCACGCCCUGGCCGCUGAUGACGUCGUCAGCUGCUGCCUGGAUCUGAGCGUGCCCAGUAUCUCCUUCCGUAUCAACGGACACCCGGUGCAGGGCAUGUUUGAGAACUUCAACGUGGACGGCCUCUUCUUCCCUGUCAUCAGCUUUUCGGCCGGAGUCAAAGCUCGCUUCCUGUUGGGCGGUCGUCAUGGAGACUUCAAGUUCCUGCCCCCCCCGGGCUACGCCCCGUGCUACGAGGCCCUGCUGCCCAAAGACAGGAUGCGCAUCGAGCCCAUCAAGGAGUACAAGCACGACUUUGACGGCAUUCGCAACCUGCUGGGUCCAACCCAGUCUCUCACACACACCUCCUUCACUCCCUGCCCCGUGGACACCAUCCAGAUCGUUCUGCCUCCACACCUGGAGAGGAUCCGUGAGAAGCUGGCGGAGAACAUCCACGAGCUGUGGGCCGUCACCCGCAUCGAGCAGGGCUGGACCUACGGCGUAUUCAGAGAUGACAACAAGAAGCUCCACCCCUGCCUGGUGGACUUCAUGAGCCUUCCAGAACCUGAGAGGAACUACAACCUGCAGAUGUCUGCGGAGACACUGAAGACUCUGCUAGCCCUUGGGUGCCAUGUGGGGAUGGGAGAUGAGAAGGCAGAGGAGAACCUGAAGAAGAUCAAGCUGCCCAAGACCUAUGUGAUGACCAACGGGUUCAAGCCCGCCCCGUUAGACCUGAACCACGUCAAACUGACGCCCAACCAGAACCAGCUGGUAGAGAAGCUGGCAGAAAACGGGCACAAUGUGUGGGCAAGGGACCGGGUGCGACAGGGGUGGACCUACAGCAUUGUUCAGGACAUCAUGAAUAAGCGGAACCCUCGUCUGGUGCCUUACGUCCUGCUGGACGAGAAAACCAAGAAGACCAAUCGAGACAGCGUCAACAACGCUGUGCGCACUCUGAUUGGCUACGGGUACAACAUCGAGCCUCCAGACCAGGAGAUCAGCGGCCACGGAGACGACAACACCAGGGGGGACAAGGUGCGCAUCUUCAGGGCGGAGAAGUCGUACGCCGUGACCCAGGGGAAGUGGUACUUUGAGUUUGAGGCGGUGACCACGGGGGAGAUGAGGGUGGGCUGGGCCAGGCCCAACGUCCGGGCUGACACGGAGCUGGGAGCGGAUGAGCUCGCCUACGUCUUCAACGGCAACAAGGCUCAGCGCUGGCAUGUGGGCAACGAGCCGUUUGGCCGUCAGUGGUUGUCGGGCGACGUGGUUGGCUGCAUGAUCGACCUGACUGAGCAGAACAUCAUGUUCACCCUGAACGGGGAGAUGUUGAUCAGUGACUCGGGCUCAGACAUGGCCUUCAAGGACAUCGAGAUCGAAGAGGGCUUCAUCCCUGUGUGUACGCUGGGCCUGUCCCAGGUGGGCAGGAUCAACCUGGGACAGAACGUUAGCAGCCUGCGCUACUUUGCCAUCUGUGGACUGCAGGAGGGCUUUGAACCCUUCGCCAUCAACAUGAAGAGGGACAUCACCAUGUGGUUCAGCAAGAGCCUGCCCCAGUUCAUCCCUGUGCCCACAGACCACCACCACAUUGAGGUGUCCCGUGUGGACGGCACAGUGGACAGCGCCCCCUGUCUGAAGCUCACCCACAAGACCUACGGCUCCCAGAACGCCAACACCGACAUGCUGUUCCUCCGACUGAGCAUGCCCGUAGAGUUCCACGAAACGUUCAAAAUCACGGCGGGCGCCACGCCCCUUACCCGCGCCCUCACCAUCCCCGAGGACGAGGUGCUGGAGGUGGAGCCCGACUCGGAGUUCGAGGUUCUGAAAAAGUCCGCCAGCCGGAAGGAGCAGGAGGAGAAGGAGCCUUCUGUGGCCAAGGAGGUGGCGGGAAGCUCCGAGACCGAGAAGGACAACGUCUCGGAGAAGGGGAAGAAGAAAGGGUUGUUCUCCAGGGCUAAGAAGGCAGCCAUGUCCACACAGACCCCCGCCCCCCCGGCCGUGCCUCGCCUGGUGGAGGACGUGGUCCCUGACGUCUGGGAUGACCCCGAAAUCAUCCUCAACACCACCACGUAUUUCUACUCGGUGAGGAUCUUUGCUGGCCAGGAGCCUAGUGGUGUGUGGGUGGGUUGGGUGACACCCGACUAUCACCAGUACGACCCGGGCUUUGACCUCUCCAAAGUGCGUAAUGUCACCGUUACCGUGGGCGACGACCAGGGCAACAUCCACGACAGCAUGAAGCAUAGUAACUGCUACAUGGUUUGGGGCGGAGAUAUUGGCAACAGCUCCCAGCAGGCACGCUUUAAUCAGGAGGACCUCGUGGUUGGCUGUCUGGUCGACCUGGCAACCGGUCUCAUGACAUUCACAGCCAAUGGGAAGGAGAUCAAUGCUUUUUACCAGGUGGAGCCCAACACCAAGCUGUUCCCCGCCGUGUUCCUCCAGCCCACCAGUCAGAACCUGAUGCAGCUGGAGCUGGGGAAGCUCAAGAACAUCAUGCCCAUCUCGGCGGCCAUGUUCCGCAGCGAGCGUAAGAACCCGGUUCCCCAGUGCCCGCCCCGCCUGGACGUCCAGAUGCUGACCCCAGUGAUCUGGAGCCGCAUGCCCAACCACUUCCUGAACCCGGAGGUGGGCAGGGUGAGCGAGAGGCUGGGCUGGAUGGUGGAGUGCAUCGAGCCCCUCAUCAUGAUGGCUCUGCACAUCCCUGAGGAGAACAGGUGUAUAGACAUCCUGGAGCUGUCGGAGCAGAAGGACCUGAUGAAGUUCCACUUCCACACCCUCAUGCUGUACUGUGCCGUGUGCGCGCUGGGUAACAACCGCGUGGCCCACGCCCUCUGCAGCCACGUGGACGAAUCCCAGCUCUUCUACGCCAUCGAGAACACCUACCUGCCCGGGCCCCUCCGCGGGGGCUAUUACGACCUGCUCAUCAGCAUCCACCUGGAGUCUGCCAAGCGGGCGCGCCUGGGCACCAACAGGGAGUUCAUAGUGCCCAUGACAACGGAGACCCUCAGCAUCACCCUGUACCCCGACGCUGAGAAGGCCCAUGCCCUUCCCGGGGUGGGGCUCACCACCUGCCUACGGCCCAAACUUCACUUCUCCCCCAUCAACUUUGUAGGCACGGACCUUGAUCUCUACACUCUUAGUCCCAUCUUCCCCCUACAGGAGCUGAAAACCCAAGCCAUCAGCAUGUUGACCGAGGCUGUGCUGGAUGGCAGUCAGGCCAUGCGGGAUCCAGUAGGGGGCAGCGUGGAGUUCCACUUUGUCCCCAUUCUGAAGCUCAUCAGCACCCUGCUGAUCAUGGGUAUCUUCAACGACGAAGACACCAUGCAUAUCCUGAAAAUGAUAGACCCCAACGUGUUUGGAGCCAAGAAAGAGGAGGGUGAGGGAGAGGGGGAAGAAGCCACGUCUAAAGAGGGGGGGGAGGAGGUGAAGGAGGAGGAGGAGGGAGAAGAAGAGGAGGAGGAGGUUGAUCUUGAGGAUGAAGGAAUGGGAGAGGAGGAGGAAGAGGAGGAGCUGAAAGACCUGGAGAAAGAGGAGGGUGACGUGGAGUCUGAACCUGAGGUAGGGGGAGAGGUAGAAGCCAAAGUGGACGGAGAGAAGGCAGAGGAAGAGAAGGAAGGCGAGGCAGUUGAGGCAGAAGUGAAAGAAGAGGAGGAAGGCCUGGAAGAGGGAUUACUGCAGAUGACGAUGCCAGAGUCUGUCAAACUACAGAUGUGUACUCUGCUACAGUACUUCUGUGACUGCGAGCUGAGACACAGAGUGGAGGCGAUCGUUGCCUACUCCGACCAGUUUGUGUUCGCCAUCCAGAGCAACCAGCGCGUACGCUACAACGACCUCAUGAGAGCGUUCACCAUGAGCGCCGCCGAGACUGCGCGCAAGACGCGCGAGUUCCGCUCCCCGCCACAGGAGCAGGUCGUCUUGCUGACCAACUUCAAGAACGGGCCUGAUGAGGAGGACUGUCCCGUCCCCGAGGAAGUCCGUGACACUCUGAUAGAGUUCCACCAUGACAUCUUGCUCCACUGUGGUGUGAACAUAGAGCAAGAGGAGGAGGAGGAAGAGGUGGACACCUCCCUCAGGGGCCGGCUCGUCAGCCUGGUGGAUAAGGUCAAGAACCUCCGCCAGAAGAAGGAAGUGGAGGAGCCCGAGGAAGAGGAGGAGGUCAAACCUAGGACCCUCCAGGAGCUCAUCUCCCACACCAUGAUCCACUGGGCCCAGGAAGCCUUCAUCCAGAACCCGGAGCUGGUGCGGAUGAUGUUCAGCCUUCUCCACCGGCAGUACGACGGGCUGGGGGAGCUGAUCCGAGCCCUGCCCAAGGCCUACAUCAUCAACGCCGUGUCGGUCCAGGACACCAUGGACCUGCUGGAGUGUCUGGGACAGAUCCGCUCCCUGCUCAUCGUCCAGAUGGGCCCUGAGGAAGAGAGGCUGAUGAUCCAGAGCAUCGGGAACAUCAUGAAUAACAAGGUGUUCUACCAGCACCCUAACCUGAUGCGAGCACUGGGCAUGCACGAGACUGUCAUGGAGGUGAUGGUCAAUGUGCUGGGUGGAGGUGGAGACUCCAAGGAGAUCAGGUUCCCCCAGAUGGUGACCAACUGCUGUCGUUUCCUCUGCUACUUCUGCCGUAUCAGCCGUCAGAACCAGCGCUCCAUGUUCGACCAUCUCAGCUACUUGCUUCAGAACAGCGGCAUCGGCCUGGGCAUGCGUGGCUCCACCCCUCUGGAUGUUGCCGCCGCCUCGUGCAUCGAUAACAACGAGCUGGCUCUGGCCCUGCAGGAACAGGAUCUGGAGAAGGUGGUGACGUACCUGGCAGGCUGUGGGCUCCGGAGCUGCCCCAUGCUGCUGUCCAAGGGGUACCCUGACAUCGGCUGGAACCCCUGUGGAGGAGAGAGAUACCUGGAUUUCCUGCGUUUCGCUGUCUUCGUCAACGGAGAGAGCGUGGAGGAGAACGCCAACGUGGUGGUGCGCCUGCUCAUCCGACGGCCCGAGUGCUUCGGCCCCGCCCUGCGAGGGGAGGGGGGCGCUGGCCUGCUGGCCGCCAUCGAGGAGGCCAUCAAGAUCUCCGAGGACCCGGCCAGGGACGGGCCCACGGUGAAGAAGGACAGGCGCUUCCCCAUGUUCGGUGGCGAGGAGCAGCCUGAGGAGAAUCGUAUCCAUCUGGGCAACGCCAUCAUGUCCUUCUAUUCCGCCCUCAUCGAUCUGCUGGGCAGAUGCGCCCCUGAAAUGCAUUUGAUCCAAGCGGGUAAGGGGGAAGCUCUGAGGAUCAGGGCCAUCCUGAGGUCUCUGGUGCCCAUAGAGGACCUGGUGGGAGUCAUCAGUCUGGCUGUCCAGAUCCCUGCCUUUGGCAAAGAUGGACACACCAUUGAGCCUAAGAUGUCAGCCAGCUUCUGUCCGGACCACAAGGCUUCCAUGGUGCUGUUCCUGGACAGAGUGUACGGUAUCGAUAACCAGGACUUCCUGCUCCACGUGCUGGAGGUGGGCUUCCUGCCUGACAUGAGGGCUGCAGCAUCCCUGGACACGUUGGCGUUCAGCACCACUGAGAUGGCUCUGGCUCUGAACCGCUACCUGUGCUCCGCCGUGCUGCCUCUGCUCACCAAGUGCGCGCCUCUGUUCGCCGGCACGGACCACCGCGCCAUCAUGAUCGACUCCAUGCUGCACACCAUCUACCGGCUGUCCCGCGGCCGCGCCCUCACCAAAGCCCAGAGGGAUGUCAUCGAGGAGUGCCUCAUGUCCCUCUGCAGGUACCUCUUACCCUCCAUGCUCCAGCACCUGCUCAGGAGGCUGGUGUUCGACGUGCCCAUCCUCAACGAGUACGCUAAGAUGCCCCUCAAGCUGUUGACCAAUCACUACGAGCGUUGUUGGAAGUACUACUGCCUCCCCAAUGGCUGGGCCAACUUCGGGGUGACUUCAGAGGAGGAGCUUCACCUCUCGCGCAAACUCUUCUGGGGCAUCUUCGAGUCUCUGGCGCACAAGAAAUUCGAUGCAGAGCUGUUCAAGAUCGCCAUGCCCUGCAUCUGUGCCAUCGCAGGGGCUAUUCCACCUGACUAUGUGGACGCCAGCUUCUGUUCCAACACUGAGAAAAAAGCCUCAGUGGAUUCUGAAGGCAAUUUUGAUCCCAAACCUGUGGAGACCACCAACACCAUCAUCCCAGAGAGACUGGACCCCUUCAUCAACAAAUUUGCAGAGCACACUCAUGACAAGUGGGCUUUUGAAAAGAUUCAGAGCAACUGGACCUACGGAGAAGUGCUGGAUGAAAAUGCCAAGACACACCCCAUGCUCCGCCCCUACAAGACCUUCUCUGAAAAGGACAAGGAGAUCUACCGCUGGCCCAUCAAGGAGUCCAUCAAGGCCAUGCUGGCUUGGGAGUGGACCCUGGAGAAGGCCAGGGAUGGAGAGGUAGAGGUGGUGAAGCCUACCACCUCGUCCCGCAAGAUCUCCCAGACAGCUCAGGCUACAUACGACCCCAGCCAUGGCUACAGCCCUCAGCCGGUGGACAUCUCUGCUAUGGCUCUCUCUAGGGAACUGCAGUCCAUGGCUGAACAGCUGGCUGAAAACUACCACAACACCUGGGGCCGAAAGAAGAAGGUGGAACUCCAGGAUAAAGGGGGCGGCACGCACCCCUUGCUGGUGCCUUACGACACCUUGACGGCCAAGGAGAAGGCCAGGGACAGAGAGAAGGCCCAGGACCUGCUCAAGUUCCUGCAGAUGAAUGGCUUUGCUGUCACCAGGGGCCUGAAGGACAUGGAGCAAGACAUCUCCUCCAUCGAGAAGCGUUUUGCCUACGGCUUCCUCCAGAAGCUCCUCAAGUGGAUGGACAUCGCCCAGGAGUUCAUUGCCCAUCUCGAGGCUGUGGUUAGCAGUGGCAGGGUGGAAAAGUCGCCACAUGAACAGGAGAUCAAGUUCUUUGCCAAAAUUCUGUUGCCGCUAGUGAACCAGUACUUCAAGAACCACUGCCUGUAUUUCCUGUCCACACCUGCCAAGAUCCUGGGCAGUGGAGGCAUCUCGUCCAACAAGGAGAAAGAAAUGAUAGCAAGUAUCUUCUGUAAGUUGGCAGCUCUGGUGAGACACAGAGUUUCUCUCUUUGGAACGGACGCUAAUGCAGUGGUCAACUGUCUGCACAUCCUGUCACGGUCACUGGAUGCCAGGACGGUGAUGAAAUCAGGCCCUGAGAUUGUGAAGGCAGGGCUGCGUCAGUUCUUUGAGAGCGCUGCCGACGAUAUUGAGAAGAUGGUGGAGAACCUCAAACUAGGCAAGGUGUCCAGUCGGAACCAGGUGAAGGGCGUGUCCCAGAACAUCAACUACACCACCAUUGCGUUGCUUCCGGUGCUCACCUCCCUGUUCGACCACAUCGCCCAGCAUCAGUUUGGAGAUGAUGUCAUUCUGGAUGACUUGCAGAUAUCAUGCUACCGCAUCAUGUGCAGUAUCUACUCUCUGGGCACUGUGAAGACUCCACAUGCAGAGAAACAGAGGCCAGCCCUGGGAGAGUGUCUAGCCCACCUGGCUGCAGCCAUGCCUGUGGCCUACCUGGAGCCUGCUCUCAACGAGUUCAACGCCUACUCUGUCUACACAACCAAGACCCCCCGGGAGAGAGCCAUUCUGGGCCUUCCUAACCAGGUGGAGGAGCUGUGUACAGACAUCCCAGAGCUGGAAGUUUUGAUGAAGGAGAUUGGGCACCUGGCAGAGUCUGGUGCCCGCUACACGGAGAUGCCCCACGUGAUCGAGAUCACCCUGCCCAUGUUGUGUAACUACCUGCCCCGCUGGUGGGAGAGGGGCCUGGAGAACUUCCCCGACCUGGAGGACCAGAUCUGCACCAACGUCACCUCUGAACAACUCAACCAGCUGCUGGGCAGCAUCAUGAAGAUCGUGGUCAACAACCUGGGCAUCGACGAGGCCUCCUGGAUGAAGAGGCUGGCAGUGUUCGCCCAGCCCAUCGUGAGCAGGGCCAUGCCCGAGAUGCUCAAGUCCCACUUCAUCCCCACCAUGGAGAAGCUGAAGAAGCGUGCGGGGAAGGUGGUGGCGGAGGAGGACCACCUGCGUCUGGAGGGCAAGACGGAGGUGGACAGCGAGGAGGGCACCAUCAGGGACGAGUUUGCAGUGCUCUGCAGGGACCUAUACGCCCUCUACCCCCUCCUCAUCCGCUAUGUGGACAACAACAGGGCACGAUGGCUGACCUGUCCUGACCCAGAUGCAGAGGAUCUCUUCAGGAUGGUCGGAGAGGUCUUCAUCUUCUGGUCCAAGUCACAUAACUUUAAGCGUGAGGAGCAGAACUUUGUGGUGAUGAACGAGAUCAACAACAUGUCCUUCCUCACUGCUGACAGUAAGAGCAAGAUGAGCAAGUCCGGAGAUGCAGAGGCUGGGGGCUCGGAUGUGGAGCGUACCAAGAAGAAGCGCAGGGGGGACCGUUACUCGGUGCAGACCUCCCUCAUCGUGGCGGCUUUGAAGAAGCUUCUGCCCAUCGGCCUGAACAUGUGCUCCCCCGCCGACCAGGAACUGAUCAACCUGGCUAAGAUCAGAUACUCUCUGAAAGACACGGAUGAGGAGGUGAGGGAGUUCCUGCAGAACAACCUUCACCUGCAGGGCAAGGUGGAGGACCCGUCCAUGCGCUGGCAGAUGGCCCUGUAUAAGGAGACAUGUGGGAGGGCCGAGGACGCAGAAGACCCAGUGAAGGUGGUGAAGAGGGUUCAGGAAGUGUCAGCUGUCCUUUACCACAUAGAGGUGACGGAGCGUCCGUAUAAGUCAAAGAAGAUGGUGUGGCACAAGCUGCUGUCCAAACAGCGUCGCAGAGCAGUGGUGGCCUGCUUCAGAAUGAGUCCACUCUACAAUAUCCCUAGGCAUAGGGGAUCCAACAUGUUCCUGAACGGAUACAAGCGUAACUGGCUGGAGAACGAGGGCUACUCCUUUGAGGACAGGAUGAUUGACGACCUCUCAAAAGCCAUGGAGCAGGAGGAGGAGGAAGAGGAGGAGACAGAGACGAAGCCAGACCCUCUCCACCAGCUCAUCCUUCAUUUCAGCCGCACGGCUCUCACAGAGAAGAGUAAACUGGAUGUUGACCACCUGUAUAUGUCAUAUGCUGACAUUAUGGCAAAGAGCUGCCACAUGGGUGAGGAGGACGAAGGGGGAGAGGAGGAGGGGGAGCCAGCCUUUGAGGUGCGACAGACAGAGAUGGAGAAGGAGAUGGAGAAACAGAGGCUGCUGUACCAGCAGUCCCGCCUGCACAACAGAGGAGCGGCAGAGAUGGUGCUGCAGAUGAUCAGUGCCUGCAAAGGUGAGACGGGAGUCAUGGUUUCUUCCACUCUCAAGCUGGGGAUCUCCAUCCUCAAUGGGGGCAACAGUGACGUACAGCAGAGGAUGCUGGACUACCUGAAGGACAAGAAGGAUGUGGGCUUCUUCCUGAGCAUGCAGGCUCUGAUGCAGACCUGCAGUGUUCUGGACCUGAACGCCUUUGAAAGACAGAACAAGGCUGAGGGACUUGGCAUGGUUUCUGAAGAGGGAUCAAAUAUGAAGCUAGAGCGUGAUGAGAAGGUGAUGGCGGAUGAUGAGUUCACCUGCGACCUGUUCCGCUUCCUCCAGCUGCUGUGUGAGGGCCACAACAACGACUUCCAGAACUACCUUCGCACCCAGACUGGCAGCACCACCACCAUCAACAUCAUCAUCUGCACUGUGGACUACUUGCUCCGGCUGCAGGAGUCAAUCAGUGACUUCUACUGGUACUACUCUGGGAAGGACAUCAUUGAUGCUCCAGGCAAGAGGAACUUCUCCAAGGCCAUGACGGUAGCCAAGCAGGUUUUCAACAGCUUGACUGAGUACAUCCAGGGUCCAUGCACAGGGAACCAGCAGUCCUUGGCCCACAGCAGGUUGUGGGAUGCAGUGGUUGGAUUCCUGCAUGUCUUUGCUCAUAUGAUGAUGAAGCUGGCUCAGGACUCGAGUCAGAUCGGGUUGUUGAAGGAGCUGCUGGAUCUCCAGAAGGACAUGGUGGUCAUGCUGUUGUCUCUCCUCGAGGGCAACAUUGUGAACGGCACCAUCGCCAGGCAGAUGGUGGACAUGCUGGUGGAGUCCUCCAGCAACGUGGAGAUGAUCCUCAAGUUCUUCGACAUGUUCCUCAAGCUGAAGGACAUUGUGGCGUCGGACGCCUUCCGCGACUACGUGACGGACCCCCGCGGGCUCAUCUCCAAGAAGGACUUCUCCAAGGCCAUGGACAGCCAGAAGCAGUACUCCCCCUCAGAGAUCCAGUUCCUGCUCUCCUGCUCCGAGGCCGACGAGAACGAGAUGAUCAACUUCGAGGAGUUCGCCGACCGCUUCCAGGAACCCGCCAAGGACAUCGGCUUCAACAUCGCCGUGCUGCUGACCAACCUGUCCGAGCACGUCCCCCACGACACGCGUCUGCAGAACUUCCUGGAACAGGCCGAGUGCGUGCUCAUCUACUUCCGCCCCUUCCUUGGCCGCAUCGAGAUCAUGGGCGCCAGCAGGAAGAUCGAACGCAUCUACUUUGAGAUCAGCGAGGCCAACCGGAACCAGUGGGAGAUGCCCCAGGUCCGUGAGUCCAAACGGCAGUUCAUCUUCGACGUGGUCAACGACGGGGCGGAGAGCGAGAAGAUGGAGCUCUUUGUGAACUUCUGCGAGGACACCAUCUUUGAGAUGAACAUCGCCUCACAGAUCUCCGAGCAGGAGGAAGGGACGGGGGAGGAGGAGGACGAGGAGGAGGGGGAGGAAGGCGGAGGGAGCGGCGGAGGGAACGGCGGAGACGGCGGCGAGGGCGACGACGCCAACGGCGAGGAGCCGCCCCCGGAAUCCAGCUCGGCGUUCGCCGACUUCCUGAAGAGCGUGGUGAACUUCUUCAACAUGUUCACCUUCCGGAACUUGCGUCGCCGUUACCGCAAGCUGAGGAAGAUGACGCUGAAGGACAUGGUGGUGGGCCUGGUCACCUUCGUCUACACCGUCCUGAUGGGCAUCAUGAUUUUCAUCUACAGCGUGUGCAAGGGCUUCUUCGUGCUCAUCUGGAACACGCUGUUCGGAGGGGGCCUGGUGGAGGGGGCCAAGAAGAUCACGGUGACGGAGCUCCUGGCCGACAUGCCGGACCCCACACAGGAUGAGGUUCACGGGGAUCUGCCACCCGAACCGGGGAUCCGAGAGAUCGAAGAGGCCGACGGAACCGCAGAUCACCUGGACUCGGGCGGAGGCGAGGAAGAGGAGGAGGACAGCGAGGAGAAGGAGGGAGGGCGAAUGCCCGGCUUCGACCAUCCCGGGGGGCUUGGAGACUUUGGGGAGACUUCCACGGUGGAGCCCCCGACCCCGGAGGGUACCCCCCUGCUGAAAAGGAAACUGCUGGAAGCUGCCGCUGGAGAAAGUGGCGCGGGAGAAGGAGAGGGUGUGGUAGAACCUGAACCAGAAGAGGAGGUGCCUCUAGAGCCUGAGAAAGCAGACACCGAGAACGGAGAGAAGGCAGACAAGGAGCCAGAAGCAGAGGUCAAAGAGGAGGAACCUGAGGUGAAGGAGAAGGUGAAGCCCAAGACCAAGAAAGACAAGAAAUCGGAAGAGGGCUUUGAGCUGUGGAACGAGCUGGAGAUCCAGAGGAUCAAAUUCAUGAACUACCUGUCUCGUAACUUCUACAACCUUCGCUUCCUGGCUCUGUUCAUCGCCUUCGCUCUCAACUUCAUCCUGCUCUUCUACAAGGUGUCUGACAGCCCAAGAGGUGAGGAGGACUAUGAGGGCUCCUCCAUGUUCGAGGGGUCGGGUCUGUUUGAAGGAGGGUCUGGGGGCGGAGACGAUGACGGGGGUUCUGGAAUGGAGGAAGAGGGCGAAGAGGAGGAGGAGGAGGGACCAGUCUACUUCUUCCUGGAGGAAAGAACAGGCUACAUGCAGCCCACCAUGUCCUUCCUGUCGAUCUUCCACACCGUCAUCGCCUUCCUCUGCAUCAUCGGCUACAACUGUCUCAAGGUGCCUCUCGUCAUCUUCAAGAGGGAGAAGGAGCUGGCGAGGAAGCUGGAGUUUGAUGGUCUGUACGUGACGGAGCAGCCCGAGGACGACGACAUCAAGGGCCAGUGGGACCGACUGGUCCUCAACACCCCGUCAUUCCCCAACAAUUACUGGGACAAGUUUGUUAAAAGAAAGGUGUUGGAAAAGUACGGCGAUAUCUACGGCAGAGAGAGGAUCGCUGAGCUGCUGGGUAUGGACCUGGCCUCGCUGGACGUCAGCGCCAUGACUCACGAGAAGAAGCACGAGCCAGACAGCUCCAUGUUCAGCUGGGUUACGUCCAUUGACAUCAAAUACCAGAUCUGGAAGUUUGGUGUUAUUUUCACAGACAAUACGUUCUUGUACCUGGUGUGGUACACGGUUAUGUCCGUCCUGGGACACUACAACAACUUCUUCUUUGCCGCCCACCUGCUGGACAUCGCCAUGGGCGUCAAAACCCUGCGCACCAUCCUGUCCUCUGUCACCCACAACGGCAAACAGUUGAUGAUGACUGUGGGCCUGCUGGCCGUGGUGGUCUACCUGUACACCGUGGUGGCCUUCAACUUCUUCCGGAAGUUCUACAACAUGAGCGAGGACGAGGACGAGCCGGACAUGAAGUGUGACGACAUGAUGACAUGUUACCUCUUCCACAUGUAUGUGGGCGUGCGCGCCGGCGGGGGGAUAGGAGACGAGAUCGAGGACCCGGCCGGGGACGAGUACGAGCUGUACCGCGUGGUCUUUGACAUCACAUUCUUCUUCUUCGUCAUCGUCAUCCUGCUGGCCAUCAUCCAGGGUUUGAUCAUUGAUGCCUUUGGAGAGCUGAGAGACCAACAGGAGCAGGUCAGAGAGAACAUGGAGACUCAGUGCUUCAUUUGUGGAAUCGGAAGCGACUAUUUUGAUUCAACUCCGCACGGCUUUGAGACACACACCUUGGAGGAGCAUAACUUAGCCAACUACAUGUUCUUCCUGAUGUAUCUUAUCAACAAAGAUGAAACGGAACACACCGGACAGGAGUCGUACGUGUGGAAGAUGUACUCGGAGCGAUGUUGGGACUUCUUCCCGGCUGGAGACUGUUUCAGGAAGCAGUAUGAGGAUCAGCUGAGCUAGUGUCCUGCUCUGAGCUGUGUGUGUGUGGGGGGGGGAGACAGCUGAGAGACAGAGAGAGAGGAGGAGGAGGAUUUAAGAAGGGUUUAUCUGUUGGGUGUAAACACACUUGGGCUGUAGGCCAAACAUUUCCCUCUGAUCUCUCCUCCUGUGACAGCGUACACACGUUAAGCACACACUAUUGUACUCUAGGAAACAGUAUUUGAAUUGAUUUGACCUUUGUGGGGAAACUGAUGAGAUAAUUGAGUUUUAGAGAGAGGAAGAAUCUUGAGGCAUUUUAAGGGUGUAAAUCCACUUCCUGGUCUUUUUCUGUGUGAAAACAUUGCUUCUUGACCAACAUCCUGAGGGAACCCAGGCAUGGACUUGACUCCAAGUGCACAAUCAGGCACACGCAUAACACUUGCAUAAAUCAGAAUAAGAGCGCACACACACACACAACGCUGCCUUUUUCUGUCUCUGUUGCUGCACAUGUUAUAGUGCUUCCCGAAAAGAAACACGCUUUGCUUCACGAAAAAGUUUUAUAUAGUGAUGGUUUAGCGUCACCACGCUUAUUAAAAUUAGUACUAGAAUGAAUACGGUUUAGCCUACUUACGCUAAUGCCUUUUUUGAGUUUUCUAUGUACUUACCUCUGUCAUGUUCAAAGUAAUAGUGCUUUCCUUUUUUUAGGCUUUUUAAGAAGUGCUUUAAAAUGUGGGUGGAUUCCACUCCAUGCAGUGCCUCUUCUGUCCCCUAGGGCGCAGUCACACACUCAAGGCCUCUCUCUCUCUCCUCUUCUCUCUCUGGCUCUCUGACCAUGUUCCAGUGAUGGAACUAUAAUUGGAACCUUACGUGCUCUUGCUUACACGACUUAAGGGACAGGUUCUAUGUCUUUCUACGAUCGGAUGUGGAUGAAAAUCGGAAGGUUGUGACAAACCAGUUUGCACUCUGAAGUCUUACAAUGCAUGCGGUCCUUGGUGAAGCUGUGCGUUUUGCGUUUCGGGCGUCAAAGUGACACACACAGAAGGAUGGCAGGAUUAUUUAUUGUUAUUGAUCCACUCCUCCUUCUGAAGAGAAUUCUUAUAGGUCCGUUUGUACUGAUACCUGAUGCACAGAUAUGUUUUUAUCCGUGUGUUGAUAUAAGUUAUGAAUGUAUUUAAUGUAUGCAGUGUGGCCAAUGCGUCAUCUGUACACCUCGAAAAGGACUAGGCUACAAUACUUGGAUGGCGGUUGAAGAAGUAAUGUAUUCUAACACCCUAUAUAUACUUCUUUGUUUCUUUAGAGCUUUGAAAUACUGAAACAGUCUAAGCUGCUUUGGUCAAAGUCAAUAUUGUAUGUGUAACCUUUAUUUAAUUUUUGGGGGAGAAAAUGAGAAUGGAAUGAACACAAAGACAAUGACCGGUUUGCAGUCAGAACGGUAAAGACUCGCUUUUGUGGUUUAUUUGUAUUUUCUUCGCAGAUUAGAUUUUUAUGAUAGUCGGUUUUAGGAACACUGCGCAUAUUGUUUAUUUUUAUCAGUCAAGCAAGUCAUGUGUGAUGUGUUGAUCUCAGUUCUGUAAGACGUUGCCAUGGUUCCUGUGACACUCCCUUACUCACACAUACAAACAGAAACACUCUUUCUCUCGGUUAGAGAGUUAGGUCAGUCUGACUCCUUGUGUUUCAGAGGGAUUUUAAGGCUGUAGUCUGGAGCUGAACAGAGAUCACCUAUUUACACCUGGCUGAGAGCCCGUGUGACUGAAUCCUGUGUUUCAAUACAGAAUAAACAGAUUAUUUUAAGAUGA
Messenger RNA from Hypomesus transpacificus, 17227 nucleotides. RefSeq names its product ryanodine receptor 1b (skeletal) (gene ryr1b). Bases 255 to 15473 code for a protein of 5072 amino acids. Lineage: Eukaryota; Metazoa; Chordata; Actinopteri; Osmeriformes; Osmeridae. The transcript has 106 exons. Gene Ontology annotation, cellular component: sarcolemma; calcium channel complex; Z disc. The record is from RefSeq and is a predicted model, not a curated record. Gene Ontology annotation, biological process: intracellular calcium ion homeostasis; calcium ion transmembrane transport. Gene Ontology annotation, molecular function: protein binding; ryanodine-sensitive calcium-release channel activity.